Clonostachys byssicola is the source of this 275-nucleotide messenger RNA. Lineage: Eukaryota; Fungi; Ascomycota; Sordariomycetes; Hypocreales; Bionectriaceae. The record is from the annotation of a GenBank genome assembly.
AUGUGGAUUCUAAGCCUUGGCGAUGCGCAGCGUGACACCGGCUUCCGCCAGGAAAACGGCCCAGUCCUGCUUCCCAUGCACAAGGAUUGCUCUGCCAGGUUUGAUGUGCUGCAAAGCAUGGCAGAGGAGGCCUUGCUUCUGCCAUUGAAGGCCGAAACGGAAGACAACGGGUCGUUUCAGCAACACAUGUUGCUAGGUAUUAUCAUCUCUCGGCUUGGCGAUGGCAGGUAUGUCCGCCAGGGUAGCUUCAGAGUGUAGACGAAGACUCUAGAUGA